Molecule: messenger RNA, 2678 nt
Organism: Aspergillus glaucus CBS 516.65
Lineage: Eukaryota; Fungi; Ascomycota; Eurotiomycetes; Eurotiales; Aspergillaceae
Exons: 3
Coding region: 256-2643 (795 amino acids)
Source: RefSeq, a predicted model, not a curated record
AACCAUACACAGCCUCAGAGCACCCUCAGUCUGCCCGAAUUUGAGGAACCGAUUGCCGUGGCAGUGCUAAGGAGUGAUCGACAUGGGCUUAGGGGAAAAAGUAAAACGGGAUGUCCUGAGCGCUGCCAAGGCGAGGCUGAGGAGAGCCUUGUCGAAGCGAGCGCGAAUCAAAUUCUCUGCAGGUCGCCGGUCUCAAUCCGUUACUUUUAUACGUCGCCCAGUUCUCAGUGGUUACAUAAAUGAAGGAAGUGCAGGAUGAACUCGAACAUGGACUCAACUACUGAUGGGAGCACUGGGCUCUCUACAACGACAAAGCCCUCAUUCAAAGCCACCAAACAUACAGCCUGGGAGUCCACAAAGAACUGGUACUCUCGAACCGUUCUCCGAUCUGGUACACAAUAUAAUCUGUGUGGCAGUCAGCCUUCUUCCGGCCCGAAAUACUUCCAUGGAUGGCGACUGGGCUCGUUACUCUCGGGCUGUCUGGUAGGCAUCUGCCUGUGUCUUAAUAUUGCAGCCACCACCUACCUUCACACCAAAUACCCCCCAAACGAGGACGGGCUGGGUAUAAUUCUCGAUCAUGACUGCGGCAAGGUCCACAGUAUUGAUAGCCGGUUUCACUAUGCGAUUAACGUUAUCGCGACCGUUCUGGUCAGCGCAAGCAACUACAACAUGCAAUGUCUAACAUCACCAACCCGCAAAGCUGUUGACACAGCCCAUCAGCAAAGGAAAUGGCUUGACAUUGGGAUUCACUCAAUCCGCAAUCUUUCGCAUACCGCACGCCCGAAAGUGAUAUUCUGGCUCGCACUAGCACUGAGCUCGCUGCCUCUCCAUCUUUUGUGGAACUCGGCCAUUUUCAUGACAACUACCUUUAAUGACUACAGCGGCUUAGUCGUUACGCCGGAGUUCUUGGAGGACCAUAUUCCAAUUGGAAUUAACUGUGGACAAGAUGCGAUGGAAGAAUACAAACUGUCAGACCAUCAGAGCUAUGUUACUUGUUGGCUGCGCGACAUGGCUCUGCAAUCUCCGAGGAAUAUGAGCCGAGUUGAGCCCAAGAAUUGCAUGUCCAAGUAUGGGAAUGGUCUUGACGGGGCGACUUUCAAUCUUCUUGUCGUUACCAAAAAUAACAGCAUUGCCAAGCAAUCUGACUCGUUUCCACCACCAGAGAAUACUACCCUACCCGUUCUUUCUUAUUUCCAUCCCCUUGACUAUCCCCAAAAGAUGCAAGACUGGUGUUAUAAUCAAUGUGGGAGAUGGGGUGAUGGCAAUAACGCCGAAAAGUACUGCCUAGAUGCCAAUUGGGACAACUCGUCCACGCCAUUUGCUUGUAUAGAGCAUAUGGUCAACAAGACAAGCUGGCAACCUGAUCCAAUUCCGCAGGUAGCUUAUUGGAUGUGUGCCCCGGACGCAAUCUUCUACGAUCAGUGCAGUAUCUCAGAAGCCCAGAAAAAUUCCAGUAACUGGACCAUCUUACCGGAAUAUUACGAAGUCGACUACUGCUUGACAACUGAUGCAGACCACGAAUGUCAACUCAAGUACAGCCCAUUGAUACUGUACGUUGCACUCGCUUGUAAUGUUUUGAAGAUUGUAUCAAUUCUAGGUUGCCUCUUCAUGUCUCGAGAGCCCAUAUUAGCAACAAUUGGUGAUGCCGUGGAUUCUUUUCUUCGGCGCCCAGAUCAGGCCUCAAGGGGGAGGUGCCUGAUGUCAAAGUUGGAUGAUUCAAUUUUUCCUGAGAUUGACGAGCCUGUCGAGCCAUUGAAUUCAAACCAUCCACAGCCUUGGAUUGGAGAAGAACGCUGGCUUAGCAGACAUGGGACCGUUCGACGUUGGGCAUGUUGCAUAUUUCUAUGGUUGGCAUGUGUCAUUGUUGCAAUGAUCUUCCUUGUGAGAGGAAUUAACCUAGUGGGCAUGAAAAAUGCAUUCACCUUGGGAUUUGGGGCUCUCAGUCUCAACGCCAUCGUCGCCACAUCUCAUUAUGAAGGAGGCAGCUCCACCUCAGUACUCACCACUUCUCUCAUUUCCAACCUCCCGCAACUUCUUCUUUCGGGACUAUACUUCAUGUACAACGCGGUCCUAACAAGCAUGACCGCCACCCACGAAUGGAGCAUGUUCGCCCACAAACGAACAACACUCCGAGUCACCGUCCCAUCUGGAGCCCAACGUGAAACCUACUGGCUCGAGCUUCCGUGGCGAUAUUCCCUACCCUUUCUGAUAUUCUCCACUGUGUUACACUGGCUCAUUUCCCAGUCCAUUUUCUUGAUCAAUAUACAAAUCUACCAGCCAAAUAACGAGCUACUGAUGAAACCCACAGAUAUUUUUCCUACCGUGAGCAAUACAGGCAUGACGACUGCCUGUGGGUAUAGUCCUCUUGCUAUCACCUGUGCGCUUGCAGUUGCAUUGGUUUUGCUCGUCGCUCUGGCCGUCAUGAGCUCCUGGAGAGCGAAGCCAGGGAUACCCGUUGCGGGCAGUUGCAGUCUCGCGAUAAGUGCUGCCUGUCACCCUCCUGAAACAGAUUCUUUGGCUGCUGUUAAGCCAUUGCUUUGGGGUGCCGUGGCACAUGAGGAGAACGGAAAACCGGGCCAUUGUUGUCUUACUUCUUUCGAGGUGGAGAAACCAAAGAAGGGGGAAUUGUAUGCUGGCUACUGAUAUCGGUAUUGUGUUAUCUUUUGAUGUUUCUUUUG